This is a messenger RNA of Suillus paluster, 1398 nucleotides long. RefSeq lists its product as uncharacterized. The coding region runs from base 1 to 1398 and encodes 465 amino acids. The transcript has 7 exons. Lineage: Eukaryota; Fungi; Basidiomycota; Agaricomycetes; Boletales; Suillaceae. The record is from RefSeq and is a predicted model, not a curated record.
AUGACCAAUGUGAAGGAGGAGCUGGAACUUCUUCAUGACAACGUCGGUGACAUUCGAGGAAGAAGCAAAGAUCACGAGCUUCGUACAGCUCCAAUCAUAACGCGUGAUGCAUACCUUGCGGCAGGCUACCGUGAAGGUGCCACGCAAUACGGUGUCUUGGGUAGUGUUAUGUCUAUCCACCACAAAAAUAUUCUAUACAAGCCGGUCAAUCCACAGCUCUAUGUGAACACUAAUGCACCCUUCUCUGCAGUGGUGUGUGGGGUCCAGGGCUCUGGGAAGUCCCACACAGUCUCUCUACUUCUCGAGAGCAUGUUUAUUCCGAAUUUGCGCUCCACUGGCACCCUGCAGAAGCCAUUGUCGGGGCUCGUGCUCCACUUUGGAGAAGGGGGUCCCAGCUCUCGGCCUAGUGAGGCCGCUUGGAUCAGCUCGUCCCACAUUUCUGGUGUACGCACGCCGUCGGUCAAAGUUUACGUUUCACGUUCUUCUCUAAACACGAUGAGGGCUGUCUAUGCGCCCCUGGGUGACACGGUUAUUGUCGAACCUUUGUUCUUUACUCAAGAUGAGCUGGAUGCACAAGCCUUUCUGUCCAUGAUGGCUGUCGGCUCCUCCGAAUCAGCUCCACUCUAUAUUCAGGGUAUUUUGUCGAUUCUUCGUGACCUUGGGGAAAACUUCACUUAUCCCGAAUUUAUGCGGCAGCUGGAUGUGAAGAAGGAGUCGUUUAACAAUAUGCAGCUCGCAAGCCUUGAGCAGAGGAUGGCACUGCUUACCUCCUUUAUGAACCCCAACAUGAAAUCGCAGACCCGCUUCGCUGAGUCGCAGCUCACGAUCAUUGAUCUAUCAGACCCUUUCAUCGACCCAGCGUCGGCAUGUGGACUUUUUGAGAUCAUCACACGUCUGUUCGUCAGAGCGGACGUGGGUACUGGGAAAGUGCUGGUGGUUGAUGAAGCCCACAAGUACCUUUCGUCCACUAAAAGCGCCUCUGGCUUGACUAAGUCUCUCCUGACAUUGACCAGGGAGCAGCGUCACCUAGCCAUGCGCGUUAUCAUCAGUACCCAAGAACCUACGGUCGUGCCACCUGUUCUGCUUGACCUAUGUACUGUCGCGAUUUUGCACCGGUUCUCCUCCCCGUCGUGGUGGGAACAUUUGGCGAAGCAUGUAUCAGCUGACAUAUCGGCAGACGACGCUUUUGAUCGUGUUGUCAAACUUCAGACCGGUGAAGCGAUUGUGCUUGCACCCUCUGGCCUGGGAGUAUUUCCAGAUGCACCCGACGCUACCAGGACGGGCCCUGUAGCCCCCGUGCCGAAACUGAAUCAAUUUGGUCGUCGUUACGUGCUCAUAAAGACCAGACGUAGGAUAACGAAGGAUGGCGGAGCAUCAAUACUUGUAGUUGAUGACUAA